Messenger RNA from Cyphomyrmex costatus, 2059 nucleotides. RefSeq names its product ATP synthase, beta subunit (gene ATPsynbeta). The transcript has 7 exons. Gene Ontology annotation, cellular component: proton-transporting ATP synthase complex. Gene Ontology annotation, molecular function: proton-transporting ATP synthase activity, rotational mechanism; ATP hydrolysis activity; ATP binding. Bases 59 to 1612 code for a protein of 517 amino acids. NCBI's taxonomy places the organism in Eukaryota, Metazoa, Arthropoda, Insecta, Hymenoptera, Formicidae. The record is from RefSeq and is a predicted model, not a curated record. Gene Ontology annotation, biological process: proton transmembrane transport; proton motive force-driven mitochondrial ATP synthesis.
ACGACCAUACGUAUAGUGAUAUCAGAGACUGUCAGAGACUUUUCUCAAUCGAUCGAGCAUGAUUUUGAACGCUUUAACGAAAGCAGUUCCUGCUUCCUUGAGAGUUGUUAAACCUCUCUUACAAAAUGAAAUCGCUAAAGUAUCAGGCGUUCUCGCUAUUAACAAAAGAGAUUAUGCUGCCAAACCCGCGGCUGCAUCCAAAGGUGCGCAAGGAAAGGUAGUUGCUGUUAUUGGUGCUGUUGUUGAUGUACAAUUUGAUGAUGCUCUUCCACCCAUACUUAAUGCUUUGGAAGUACAGAACCGUACACCUAGACUGGUACUUGAAGUCGCCCAACAUCUUGGAGAAAAUACAGUGCGCACCAUUGCUAUGGAUGGUACGGAGGGUUUGGUACGCGGUCAAAAUGUGUUAGAUUCUGGAUUCCCUAUUCGUAUUCCUGUGGGAGCUGAAACUUUAGGUCGUAUUAUUAAUGUCAUUGGUGAACCCAUUGAUGAACGUGGACCUAUCCCAACAGAUAAGUUGGCCCCUAUUCAUGCAGAUGCUCCUGAAUUUGUAGACAUGUCCGUUGAACAAGAGAUUCUAGUCACAGGCAUCAAAGUCGUGGAUUUGCUGGCUCCCUAUGCUAAGGGUGGAAAGAUUGGCCUGUUUGGUGGUGCUGGAGUCGGAAAAACUGUACUUAUUAUGGAACUAAUCAACAAUGUGGCCAAGGCUCACGGUGGUUAUUCAGUGUUUGCUGGCGUGGGUGAAAGAACGCGCGAGGGUAACGAUCUCUAUCAUGAAAUGAUCGAAUCUGGUGUAAUUUCUCUGAAGGACAAGACUUCUAAAGUAGCGCUAGUUUAUGGGCAGAUGAAUGAACCGCCUGGUGCCCGCGCCCGUGUCGCUCUCACUGGUCUCACUGUCGCCGAAUAUUUCCGUGAUCAGGAAGGUCAGGAUGUACUAUUAUUCAUUGAUAACAUCUUCAGGUUUACUCAGGCUGGUUCUGAGGUAUCUGCUUUGUUGGGUCGUAUUCCAUCUGCUGUGGGUUAUCAACCUACAUUGGCCACUGAUAUGGGUACCAUGCAAGAACGAAUUACCACAACGAAAAAAGGAUCCAUCACCUCUGUUCAAGCCAUUUAUGUACCUGCUGAUGAUUUGACAGAUCCUGCUCCCGCUACCACUUUUGCUCACUUGGAUGCUACAACCGUAUUGUCACGUGCUAUUGCUGAAUUAGGUAUUUAUCCAGCUGUCGAUCCUCUCGACUCCACAUCCCGUAUCAUGGAUCCCAAUAUUAUCGGCACAGAACACUAUAACAUCGCUCGUGGUGUACAGAAGAUCCUUCAAGAUUAUAAGUCGCUACAGGAUAUUAUUGCAAUUUUGGGUAUGGACGAAUUGUCAGAAGAAGACAAGCUGACGGUUGCACGUGCGCGUAAAAUCCAAAGGUUCUUGUCCCAGCCAUUCCAGGUCGCCGAGGUGUUCACUGGUCAUGCCGGCAAAUUAGUACCAUUACAAGAAACUAUCAAAGGAUUCCAGAAAAUUUUAGGUGGAGAAUUAGAUCACUUACCGGAAGUAGCAUUUUACAUGGUUGGUCCGAUCGAGGAAGUAGUAGCGAAAGCGGAAUCGUUGGCCAAACAAUAAAUUAAAUUAGUCAUCUUAAAAGAGUUAUUAACAUUUUAUUCGAUCAUCAUUCAUUUCGCAAAAGCAACCUUCUAUUGCAAGAUUGGCACAAAAUCGAAAAGUGUGAUUUUAACCAGUGAUUUUAACUUGAUUUUAAUCAUUUCGGUCAAAAUCGAUUUUGAGUAUGUAUCUUUUCUCUCUCUCUCUCUCUCUCAUCAAAAUUUAAUAAGUUUUAUUUUACCCUAUUAUUAUUAGCUGCGUCAAAAUUUAUUGCCAGUGCUGAAAAUGCUACAAUUUAUAUUAUGUGCACUAUAAUUUUCAAUACAGGUAGUCAUUUUUUUGGAACAACAUAGUUUUUAAGCUAACCCAGCCUAGAAUUAAGAUAGAGAAUAAAAAUUAGAUCGAAAUAAGUCAAAAAAACAUUUUAUUAGAUAUUAAGUAAUAAGUUAAAACCAUAAACGAACAUUA